AUGGAUGUUUACCCAGAAGGGAGGGUCAGGCCCUCCAGCCUGUACCACCUGCACCCAGAAGAACUGGCAAACAACAAGAUCAGUAAGGAGAAUACUGAAGGCAAAGUGAGUACCACCCCAAGUGCAGCCCAGUCUGAGGAAGAAGUUGCAGAGCUGGAGCUUGAGGGAACAGCUCCGGCUCCCCUCGAAAACCUGCCAAUGUCAACAGCCCUCACAGAGGCCAGUGGGAAGCAUGCCUUUCCACCACGGAAGAAACCCCCUUCUCUCAAGCAAGUGAACACAGCAAGGAAGCAUUUGAGGCCAAAGACUACUCCUUCCAUGCUGCAGAGGAUGGCUUCCCAGCCUGCCCCCUCCAGUCCAGGCUUCUUCUUCUUUACAGAAAAUCCCCAUGUGCCAGGGGACCUGGCCUCUGGCGCCCUGGAGGGCAAACAUGGGACAGCUGAGCAACCCUCCUGGUUGGGACGGAAAGGAGGCGGUGGCCCCACUACCCCAGCCCCCUUGGAGAUCUCCCCCUAUACCUCCCUGCCACUCCUAGAACACACCUUGCUUCAAAGUCCAGAUGAGGCCGAGGCAUCAAUUCCCACAGCUCAGGAUGCUCCAGGGGAGGAUGGAGCCAGUCCCAUUCCUCUGAAGGAGAAGAUGGUAGAGAAUGAUCUGACCAGCUCAGCCUCAGAGGAGAGUCAAGAGACAACCACUUCCACCAUCAUUACAACCACAGUCAUCACCACAGAGCAGGCUCCAGCUCUCUGCAGCAUCACCUUCUCCGAUCCCGAGGGCUACAUAGAUUCCAACGACUACGCUCCACUGCCUCUGCACAGCUUCCUGGAGUGCACCUACAAUGUGACUGUCUAUACUGGCUAUGGGGUGGAGCUCCAGGUGAAGAGUGUGAACCUGUCUGAAGGAGAGCUGCUCUCCAUCCGAGGAGUGGAUGGCCCCAAUCUGAUGGUCUUAGCCAACCAGACCCUCUUGGUGGAGGGACAGGUGAUCCGAAGUCCAACCAAUACCAUUUCUGUCUACUUCCGAACAUUCCAGGAUGAUGGGAUUGGAACCUUCCAGCUUCACUACCAGGCCUUCAUGCUGAGUUGCAGCUUCCCCCGGAGGCCUGCCUUUGGAGAUGUUACAGUGAUGGACCUGCAUUCAGGCGGACUUGCUCAUUUCCACUGCUAUCUGGGGUAUGAGCUGCAAGGCGCCAAGACACUGACCUGCAUCAAUGCCUCCAAACCUCACUGGAGCAGCCAGGAGCCCAUCUGCUCAGCUCCCUGUGGAGGGAUUGUCCACAAUGCCACCAUCGGCCGAGUUCUCUCUCCCAGCUACGCUGGCAACAGCAAUGGGAGUCAAGUCUGUGUGUGGACCAUCGAGGCACCAGAAGGCCAGAAACUACACCUGCAUUUUGAGAGGCUCUCCCUGAGUGAGAAGGACAGGAUGGUUGUCUACAGUGGCCGGACCAACAAGUCAACUGUCCUCUAUGAUUCCUUCCAAACGGAGAAUGUUCCUUUUGAGGGCCUGCUGAGUGAAGGCUCUGCCAUCCGGAUCUACUUCAUGGCCGAAGAGGCCAGAGCCUCCACAGUCUUCAACAUCCGAUUUGAAGCUUUUGAGAAAGGCCACUGCUAUGAGCCCUACAUCCAAAACGGUAACUUCACAACCUCAGACCCAACCUACAACAUUGGAACCACGGUGGAGUUCACCUGUGACCCUGGUCACUCUCUGGAGCAGGGACCUGCCAUCAUUGAGUGUAUCAAUGUCCGGGACCCUUACUGGAAUGAUACAGAACCCUUGUGCAGAGCCAUGUGUGGUGGGGAGCUGUCCACUGUAGCUGGAGUCGUGCUGUCCCCAAACUGGCCCGAGCCCUAUGCUGAGGGAGAGGACUGCAUCUGGAAGAUUCACGUGGGAGAAGAAAAGAGGAUUUUCCUAGAUAUUCAAUUCUUAAAUCUGAGUAACAGUGACAUCCUGACCAUCUAUGAUGGAGAUGAGGUCAUGUCCCACAUCCUUGGGCAGUACCUGGGCAACAGUGGACCUCAGAAGCUCUACUCCUCUAGCCCAGACCUCACCAUCCAGUUCCACUCAGAUCCUGCUGGCCUCAUCUUUGGAAAGGGCCAAGGGUUUGUCAUGAGCUACAUAGGUUGCACUGGACGGUCCUGGCGCUGGGAUCCCCACCCUUCAAGGGCAAGGCCACGGAGACCACCGCUCGAGCCCCACGGACUGGUCCGGCCCGCCCGCUCUGCGCCUCCGCGGAGCCUCGGCUGCCUUCUCCUCCUCCCCUGCCCAGGCACCCUGCGCGCUCCCGCGCCUAGCAGUGCGCGCCCCCUCCCCUCACCUCCCUCCUCGUCCCCGCCCCCCGUCACCGCCUCUCCAAUCGUGGCCCGGGACCGGCGCGGCGCAUUGUGGGAGUUGUGGUCCCUCCCCCGCCCGGCUCCGCGGAGCGAGCGCAGCGGCAGCAACCGGGUCGGGGCCGGGGAGGCGGCGGCGGCGGUGGAGGAAGAGGAGGCAUCCCGGUUCAGCGGCGGAGGGGGGAAGGAGGAGGAGGAGGAGGGGGCGGCCGGGCGGGCCGAGGGCGGACUCAGCCCCCGGCCCGGGGUGCGGCCGGAGCCAGGUUGCCGAGAACCAAGUGCUUUGUAA
This is a messenger RNA of Trichosurus vulpecula (common brushtail), 2616 nucleotides long. RefSeq names its product seizure related 6 homolog like (gene SEZ6L). Bases 1 to 2616 code for a protein of 871 amino acids. The record is from RefSeq and is a predicted model, not a curated record. The transcript has 12 exons. Gene Ontology annotation, biological process: synapse maturation. Gene Ontology annotation, cellular component: neuronal cell body; endoplasmic reticulum. NCBI's taxonomy places the organism in Eukaryota, Metazoa, Chordata, Mammalia, Diprotodontia, Phalangeridae.